Ochlerotatus camptorhynchus is the source of this 1054-nucleotide messenger RNA. RefSeq lists its product as uncharacterized. NCBI's taxonomy places the organism in Eukaryota, Metazoa, Arthropoda, Insecta, Diptera, Culicidae. The transcript is spliced from 3 exons. The record is from RefSeq and is a predicted model, not a curated record. Bases 249 to 500 code for a protein of 83 amino acids.
UCAAUCGGGAUCGAACGCUCAACAAGGAAGGCACUACCCAACAAACAAACCAAGACACAGUCGCUCUCAUAGCGGUGGCAGAGUGAUCCAGUUGAAGGCCGGUUGAAGGGAACACUAUCCGUGACUCCAGCCAAGCAGGUUAGUCGCUCGGUCACAGUGUAAACAGCAGCAGCAGCAGCAGCAACUUCUUGGUGCGGUAAUCGAUUCUUUUCGUCGGUGCUGAGUGGUAUCAUUUUCGCGGCAAAAUAAUGCAGCUUGUGGGACUGCUGGUAGCGUUGAUACUGGCCCUCUGCUCCCUCGGAACGGUCCGGUGUUGGCCAGUCUCCAAUCCCGAGGUGGUCGACAGCCUGAUCUUCUCCAAUCCGGAAGUGGCAUCCCAGUCGAUGCGGGAGAUUCCCCAGUGGCACUGUUUGCGGUACUUCAAACAUGAUAUCCACCUGAUGCGCCGCUGUCGCAACUACCGGUUGCAUAUGUUGAGGCGGCCGAACGACAUGAUCUGAGAGGCUGAGGUGAUUGGUACUGAAAUUACCCGGAGUGAAGGCACUCAACGCAAUUUAAUUACCAAUGCGGAGGAGUCGCAAUUAUGCCCAAGGUGCGCACUUAAUUAAAAAAUACGUAACUGUACUUCCUAAUAUAAGAAUAACAAACAAAGGCUCAAGUAGAAGAAGCGUAGGGAAUUGUAUCAUCGUGAUAAAGAAAAAGUAGCUGCAUUUAGAAGUUAAGGCAAUUAUCUCUAUCAUCAAUAUCAUAUCAUGUCUCACGGCAGAGCAGAAGAUUACAAACUUUUGGGGGUAUCAAUUAAAGUGUAAUUAUAAUUUGUUAGAAUCAAGUGGCAUUCAAAGUACUCCAGAUUUGGCACAACGCAGCGGAUCACACGCAUAGCUAUAUUUAUAUUUGUGUGGAACAAUCCACCAUCAUUGUAUUUACUAACAAUACAUCAAACGACGUAUCACGUUAAUGCAUACUGGCUUCUUCAAGCUGCUAUGGUUGUUGUUUAAUUUUUGUGAUUACUAUAUAUUUAUGACUGUUUUGGAAGAGCAAGCAUGAGAUUAUA